GCACCAUGGCACAUAGAGGAGCAGUCGUUGCCUCCCACUGUGCCUUGGUGAUGCUUCCCUUGGACAUGUUCCUGACGAUGGGAUUGAUGAUGAUGAUAGUGUUAGUAGAAAGCUUGGCGGAGACCCUGGACCCUUGAGUUUUUGCAGUUUUUGGAGGGCUAUGCAGCAGGACCAGGAACACCAUGGAGAAACUCUCAGUUGGCAUCUCCGAACUCAGCUGGAGCUCGGUGGCUUUACCCUUGGAUGUGAUCGUUAGCAAAUUCCGACUGCCGACCCUCGUGAAAGUGGGCAAAGGGGAGUACGUAGAAGGUGUGAAUGACCAGGAUGUUAUUCUGAUUCACUCGUGCCGCCAGUGGACCACAGUGACUGCGCACAGCCUGGAGGAAGGGCAUUAUGUCAUUGGCCCCAAGAUUGACAUCCCACUUCAGUACCCAGGGAAGUUCAAGCUGUUGGAUCAGGAUCGCGAUGUCCGUGAGCCCGUGCAGUAUUUCAGCAGCGUAGAAGAGGUGGCGAGUGUAUUUCCUGACCGUGUCUUUGUAAUGGAAGCCAUCACAUUCAGCGUCAAGGUGGUCUCCGGUGAAUUCAGUGAAGACAGUGAGGUGUACAAUUUUACCUUGCACACUGGAGAUGAGCUGACUCUUAUGGGCCAGGCAGAGAUCCUGUGUGCUAAGACAGUGAAGGAAAAGUCACGCUUCAAUACUAUCCUAAAGAAGUUUGGAAAGACUGGCACUCUCGGUAAACAGGUGAAGGGCAAGAUGCCCUGCUUGAUAUGCAUGAACCAUCGCACCAAUGAGAGUUUGAGUCUUCCCUUCCAGUGCAAGGGCAGCUUCAGUACACGGAGUCCACUGGAGCUACAGAUGCAGGAAGGGGAACACACAAUUCGUAGCAUUAUCGAGAAGGUACGACUGCCAGUCAAUGUAGUGGUUCCCACCCGCCCUGCUCGCAACCCUUAUGACCUUCAUGUCAUUAGAGAGGGCCAUCGGUAUAAGCUGGUGAGCAUCAUCUCUAAAACUGUGGUGCUUUGUUGCCUCCUGCGAAAAGUGGAAGUGAAUCCCUUCCACUUUCUUCUUCUCACAGACAUGCCACGCUUUUCUCUACCUGAGGGUCUUCUCUGUGGAGACCCACACUUUGAUAAAUUAGUGAGAGACUGCUCUCUUUUUUGCCAAGAACAGAGGUUCAACCCAGAUGAGUAUUCCAAGGCUGUUCGAGAAACUAAGACAGACUUUACAGAGGAAUGUGCCAGUCCUAGAAAAAUUCGUGUCUGCCUUCAGGGAUUUUCUACAGGCUCCAUUAACUACACCAGAGAGGAACUGAGCCAGGGUCUUCAGCGUCUUUCAUUGUGUGUUUACAGUGGAACACUUCCAGACAAUCCCAGUCCACCUGACUGCCGUGAGGCUCAGAACCAGGGUUUGGGCUCUUCAUCUGAUAACUCAGACCUUGACCAGGAGUACAUGACUCCUGAUUGGGUGGAACAAGAUUUUAGGACUCAGGAUCAGCUUGAGAUUCCCUAUGAGGAACUUUGGACCAACCAGACCUCUGAGAAUUACUCAGAACCCAGCAGUCAACCUGUUGAUUUAGAGUGUGGUAACAAGGUCCAGCAAGACCUCAUCUCUUUUGUGACAUCUUCUCCCAUGGAAGGAAAAGGAAAUGCAUGUUCUCCACCAGCCUUAACUACUGAGGAGAAAAGGGAAGAAAAUCCUCCCCCUGUCCCUCCAAAAUCAGAUGCAGUAAGAGAAGAAUGUCGUCUUCUCAAUGCUCCCCCUGUACCUCCACGUGGUGGGAGACUGUAUUCUGCAUCAUCCAGCCCACCCGUUCCUCCUCGGCUUCCAAAAGCACAGAUUCCAGCGACACAUUCUCCUAAUCCGAGCCUAUCAUACUACUCUUCUGGGCUCCAUGACAUAUCAGGAACUCGCAGUGGAAGUGGCUCUCCUUCUCCAGAUUCUUACUCCUUGUACUGUUACCCCUGUACAUGGGGAGAUUGCAAAGCUGGUGAUGCUUCAAGCCGCCAGAUGUCAGGGACCAUGGCUUCCACCUCCCAGCCUACUCAGACAUCAUGGUCAGAAUCUUGGGCCUAUGCUGAUACAGGUCCGAGUGUUGCAAGUGGAAGAUCUACCCCCCUCUUGAGCACAGAUACCACCAUUAAAACCUACUACAGCUGCCCAAGGCUGAAGCCCCCUCAGACCCCAAAACGAUUUGCCCCCUUUGGAGCCUUGAAUCCAUUUGCCAAUCCAUCCUUUGCUUCAACACCCUUAUCUUCAGGGGAAUGGUUGGACCCCUUGGAAACCAAGAAAUCGCCCUUAUCUUCUGCAUCUGAUGCCAUUGAUCCUUUUGAUGUGAGUAAUAGCCAGAACACCUCACCGGAUUCUGCCUCUAUUGGAUCUGAAGUACAAUUCAUGCCAGAGUCCAUCUUUAAAUCAGGAGGGACAGGUUCAUGUCCUGCACCUCCACCUCGACCUACAAAAGGCUUUGAGACUGAAAAUAUUGUCAUAAGGAGCACAGCACCACUAUCCCCUACUAUUCUACGGGGAGCAGAAGGGGGCAUCACAAGAGUUUAUCUGACCCAAGGAGUAAUUGAAGUCCCACCAAUGUCCUCUAGAAAUAGUUCCAAUACAUCAUCUACUCACACCCCAGGAAUACCUAGACUCCCAGGAGAGCCACACGCUUGGCACCCUCCCUCCGACCUAUCGACUCUAUCAGUGGAGGAGGUGUCUCGCUGUUUAAGGUUUAUUGGUCUCUCAGAGGAUGUAGUGACAUUUUUUGUGAGGGAGCGUAUUGAUGGAAGCAUUUUUGUUCAACUGACAGAGGAAAUCCUGUCUGAUGACUUCAAACUCACCAAACUCCAAGUGAAAAAGAUCAUGCAAUUCAUUAAAGGCUGGAGGCCGAAGAUAUGAACGAUGUCCUUCACAAUGGACAUUUGGCUAAUACACGCAGAUCGGUAGUCCCAUGGCUAGAAACAGAGGGUUAUCAUUAAAAAAAACUUCUUUCUACCUACAAUUUUUUGGGGUUAUAACUCUAUUUUUACCUAACAUUUGAUCCUUCCUGUGGUAUACAUAGCACAAUUUGCACAAAAUAUAAAAUAAUUUUAAAGUUGAUUUGUUUCUGUUUGCGUCGAAUGCUGAGCUGCUAAAAUAGAGGCUCUGUAUCAGAUCUAAACUUGACAUAAAAUUGUAUUCUAA
This is a messenger RNA of Pelobates fuscus (common spadefoot toad), 3176 nucleotides long. RefSeq names its product GRB2 associated regulator of MAPK1 subtype 2 (gene GAREM2). The transcript is spliced from 6 exons. The record is from RefSeq and is a predicted model, not a curated record. Bases 183 to 2891 code for a protein of 902 amino acids. Lineage: Eukaryota; Metazoa; Chordata; Amphibia; Anura; Pelobatidae.